UCCUCUGCGUCACCGCGCCGCACGCGUCUUCCUCUAACUGCGGUUCUAUGCCUCCCUCUUCUCUACUUGGGUGGUUUCAGACCUGUGUGUUGUACUACGGUGCCGCCAAGUUCACAAUGGCAACAAAAUCUUUGGCUUUCUCUGUCACUGUGAGUGACCUUUCCAAGAGUUUCGGUUCCGAAUUGCUACUAUCCACUUCCAAAGUUCGCGUUUUUACCCUCAGAUGUUCCGCGGUAACCACCCCCAUCCCCGUUUCAUCAUGGGCACCUCAACAAUCUUUUAAAGGGGAAAGACCUUGGAAGACAUUAGAUGCUAGGCUUGUUUUGGAAGAUGGAUCAAUCUGGAAAGCAAAGUCAUUUGGUGCUACAGGAACCCAAGCUGGCGAAGUAGGUUUCAAUACAUCAUUAACUGGGUAUCAAGAAAUUCUAACUGAUCCUAGUUAUGCUGACCAGUUUGUGCUAAUGACAAACCCACAUAUCAGUAACACUGGUGUAAAUUUUGGUGAGUAUUCAUAUUAUUGGUCUCUCUAAUUUUUUUUAUUUGGUGAACUCAUUUAUGAAUUACAUGUUUAUGCUCUCAUGCUAGAU
Molecule: messenger RNA, 587 nt
Organism: Arachis duranensis
Lineage: Eukaryota; Viridiplantae; Streptophyta; Magnoliopsida; Fabales; Fabaceae
Product: carbamoyl-phosphate synthase small chain, chloroplastic-like
Exons: 3
Coding region: 48-530 (160 amino acids)
Biological process (GO): L-arginine biosynthetic process
Cellular component (GO): cytoplasm; carbamoyl-phosphate synthase complex
Source: RefSeq, a predicted model, not a curated record